This is a messenger RNA of Neoarthrinium moseri, 1458 nucleotides long. RefSeq lists its product as uncharacterized. NCBI's taxonomy places the organism in Eukaryota, Fungi, Ascomycota, Sordariomycetes, Amphisphaeriales, Apiosporaceae. The coding region runs from base 1 to 1458 and encodes 485 amino acids. The transcript is spliced from 3 exons. Gene Ontology annotation, molecular function: protein binding. The record is from RefSeq and is a predicted model, not a curated record.
AUGGAAGCAUCCUACACUGUAGGCCACACCAACGAGGAUCUUUCUCCAUUCCUGCAAGGACCCGACAGACUGGCAUUUCGAAGCCCAUUCCCACAGCACGGCGGUUCGAGUGACUUUUCCGCAAUGUUAUUUUCAGACCUCCCGCAGGAAAUUAUCCAAGAGAUCCUGAUUGCCGCCGUCAAUGUGCGAGGCAUUAAGCGCGCAACCCGGUUAAGAUACGUCAGCAGGUCAUGGAACGCCGCUGUAAUGGAGGCAAUCUUUGCGUCGAGGAUCCUCGAUCAAGGGAACCCCAAGUACCUGUUCUGGCAGCGCAACCUCGCAUACAGGGUAAUGGAUAGGCCUGGGAGACUCUCCCGGCCACUACGCAUCAUCCGAAAGGUUGCUGAACACCUUGUGGCUUAUCGAAGUCCCAGUGGCAAGAGCUUUACCGACGAUGCCCUUAGAUGUUGCGUCUUCGAGAUAUGCAACGUUCCCUUGGAAAUGAACUGGAGCGGGAGAGACAGGGAUAAGUGGUUUAUGGAUUCAGACCACUCUAUGGAGAGCAUCGACCAAGAUGAUAAACAGUUUAAACAAGCAUUACUGGCUGCAGCGGCUUGGACAAACGAAAUUGGCUUAGUCAGGGACAUUUUGCCGUCUUUCCAAGACUGCGAGUAUUUAAUCUGUCAAGAUGGCCAAGGGCGGCAAGAUUUCGGGCUUAUAUUUGGCGAGCCUGUGGACUUGGCUGCCUAUCGGGGUCAUGACGAGGUGGUCCGUCUAUUAAUGAACGCCAUCACUAAAGGAAGCGAAGAGAACGGCCUAUUCUGGGGGAAAAUUCUCAAGAACGCCGCUAAAGGAAACCAUAUCUCUACUGUUAAGCUUGUCCUCAAACCGGAGUACAACUAUUGGGAUCCAUCGCUCGUUGCCGGUCUUCAAGCAACCGCAAGUCUAGAGAUUUUCCAGACUCUGCUACCUCUUGCCAAAGACUUUCUCCAGGUCGAACCCCAAAGAAAACCAAAUCAUUACCAUAAUAAGUUCUUACCGUCGCAAUUGCAACUUGCCGCACGAUCGGGCAAUGUACCGAUGAUGGAAUAUCUUUUCUAUUUGGGGGUGAAGAUCCCCGCCAAAUGGCCGAAGUCCCGCAAUCCCGUACUCGAGGCAGCAAAACAUGGUCACAAAGACGCUCUAAUUUGUCUACUUACCAAAGGGUUCACUUUGGAUCAAGACUCGUUCGACGCUGCUGUUCGGUACGGGAACCCUGACAUAGUGCAGGUUGCAUUGAACAAUGCCGGCAAACGCCAUUCCUUUACCCAGGCGCUGCUAUCUGCGGUAGGGAGAGAGAAUCAGUCAGUGACGAGGAUGCUACUGUCUCAAGAAACAACAGAUCUCGAUAAUGAAGUUAGGACCCAAGCCUGGUGGACGGCCAAGAAGAUGGGACUGGAGUCAAUGGCGAGGAUGCUUAAACAGGUGCGAGUAAUCUGA